Suillus subalutaceus is the source of this 243-nucleotide messenger RNA. RefSeq lists its product as uncharacterized. The record is from RefSeq and is a predicted model, not a curated record. The transcript has a single exon. The annotation marks the transcript as partial. Lineage: Eukaryota; Fungi; Basidiomycota; Agaricomycetes; Boletales; Suillaceae.
AUGUACCACAAGUCACUCUUCCCAGACUUGCCAAAGGUCCCUGAAUCUAAUGUUCACCACCUGCUCUUCAACCGGCCCGACCAGCGGGAGUGGCCAGGUUACACUGGCGAGCGGGGUUCGUUCAGGGAGUUUGUCGAGCGCGUCCGCGAUGGCGCUACUGCACUGGGCGCUGAUGUAUCGCAACGUGGCCUUGGUCUUCGUCCAGAGAGUGGCGAUCUUGUAGGCAUACUGAGCGAGAACUGC